Molecule: messenger RNA, 29142 nt
Organism: Paramuricea clavata
Lineage: Eukaryota; Metazoa; Cnidaria; Anthozoa; Malacalcyonacea; Plexauridae
Source: the annotation of a GenBank genome assembly
GAAGUAUAUUGCCCUGGACAGUCAAAACAAAAUGGCGGUCGAUUUUAUUCAGAAAAUUUCUGAUUAUUGUGGAUUUUAACAAAAAUAAAGCUCAUAGAUCAAUGAUGUUCAGCUCGCAUGAUAAAACUAAGAAAGAUGCCUUUGUCAACCGCAGUAAGGCUGCAAGAGAUCAGAGAAAUUUGGGAAAACAGCAAGAGAAAGCGGCUGUCAAAAUACAGGUAUCAGAAAAUUCGAGGUUGUUUUGUUUCAAUUUUUUCAAAUAUAAACACUUACAUUAUGUCCCCAGAGUGGCAGAAAUCGUGAGAUUUUGUGAAAAACCGUGUGAUUUUAGAAAUUUCUUCGGUUUUCUUAAUAUUAUUUUUGGAUUUAAUUUUAAUAAUGCAUAAAAAAGUCAGUAAUUCUUUAUUUAGCGUGCAAUUUGAAAAAUUUAAGUAUGUUGAAGUGUCACUACACUCUAAAUUAUAUAUACUCAUAGUAUAUUCAUACAAUCAUACUAUUUCCAUAAUAUAUAUCCCAGUUUGGAAAUUGCACGUCCGAGAUUACGAAAGUUUAAUAGUAAAGACAUUGGAGACAUCAAAACUGAACACCCGAGAUCUCAGCUGCCAAACUUUUCAGACUGGAAUAUACCGAUGGUAUGAAAAUGGCAUUGGUAUGAAAAUUGGAUUUCCAUACUAUCUUCAAUGAAGAUCCAUACUCUUUCCCAAGGGCAGAUUUUCAUUUUUUUGAAAGGAGGGGUGGGAAAAUUUCUAGUGGGGUGCAAGCGGCACCACUGAACGAGCUUUGACAGGGGUUAGCCGUCAGGGUUAAAGACUUUCACACAAAAUAGGAGGGGUGAAGCGGAAUUUUAGUGGGGUUGAACACUUUAUAAGAGGGGUUAGCGAGAUUCUAGGGGGGUGGGAGGGAGUUUAACCCCCCUAACCCCCCAGUAAAUCUGCCCAUGCUAUUUCCAUAGUAAGGAUUUGGAAAAAAAUCCCAUUGCUAUGUGUAAAAUGUCUUUUCUUUCUUUAGGCCAUAGUGAGAUCGUAUUUGGUGAUAGUGAAACUGAGAAAUCAAAUUCGGUUAGUCUUUGCACUUGCUGCAUGGUCUCACCCCCUGAUUAGAACCACCCACCACAGACCACCAAUUGAUGUCCCAGGGGUGGUGAGACAGGUGGGGUUAGUCCCUCAAUCACUAGAAAAUGCUCAUUAUACCUAACCUGUAAAAUAAGUUAAGGAAUUCUCACACAUUUUUACAGCUUAUAAACCACUAACAAAUUAUAGCUACAAAUUUUACAGUAUUGCCUUUGGCGUCAAUCUAAACAUCUUUAUUUGACAUUCUUUACAUCUUUUUAAAUUUUUACAUAUUUUAGUAAUGAAACCGACAAUGUUCUUAAGUCUUCUGCAAGACUAACAGGUAUUUAACUCAUUAAAGCUGUAAUGCACCCAAAGGGGGGCCCACCGAAAAUUAAUUAAAUAACCAAAGGGGGGAAAUUUUAAAAAAUUCAAAAAAUGCCCCAAACCACUCCAAACUUUCUGAAAAUUGUUGAAAAGCAUUUCUCUCAUCAAAACAGUUAGUUUUGACUGAUAAAAACAUGUUUUAAAAAGUUUUGGUAAAAUGCAAAGGGGAGACAACAGGCAUCCCUAGGUCAUCAAAGGGGGGUCCGGGACCACAGGAAAUUUUUUAAAAAUUCAAAAAGCACCCCCAAACUACUCCAAACUUUCUUUAAAAACGGGGCCCAUGCACUGAUGUGCCCUACUUUACUAUUUUAUUCUGUCUAAGGGAGAGUCUUGCACUUUAAUGGCCUGGGGCCGAUUGUUUGAAAGCUGAUUAGCCUAACCCUAGGUUAACUUAAAAUUCAAAGCAAACUUCCUGACAGCUUGUCUAUAAAUUUGGAAAUGUUUUUUCACAAAUCUUAUCUGGAUCAAUAGGAGUUCACUUUUCUGAUGUUUUGAAAUAAACAGACAUGCAGAAAUACUCAAACUAAUAGCCAAUUCCAGCUUUUUAAUUAUGCGUGCAGGGGAUGACAGGAAGUGAGGUAUCAAUAUCAUAUUGCUGAUUAUGCUGAAAAAUUUCGAUAAAAACUGCCAAGACAACCGAAAUAUUUCAAUAUUUACAAGUAUAAGCCAAUGGUAUAAGCUGUCACUCCAUGUUUACAUGAUCGCCAUUUUUAUUUUUUCAGCAUAAUCAGCAAUAUGAUACCUUUCUUCCCAUCAUCCCCUGCACGCAUAAACUAAAAGGUGGAAUUGCCUAAGUGUAUAGAUUGGGUUGAAUUUUAACCGAGGGUUAAUCCACCUUUGAACAACUGGUCCCAGAUUAAUGUUAUGUUGUUGUUUUGCAAAUGCCACUGUUUUGAUUUUUGGCAUGCAUUGUUUUACAGGGGUUGGUCUCUUUCAAGCCAUAAGAAGAUUCUUAUUUAUUUUCCAAGAAGAUAAGGACAAGGAGGUAUUCAGUUGUUUCUGCUGAGGCCAAAUAAAAAUAAUAGUUGGUUUCAGGUUUCUGACCGACCUGUCAAAAAUAUGACCGACCUGUCAAAAAUAUGACCGACCAUAAACAUUUUAUUGACAUUUCCCAGUAGAGAUCAUCUUUUCGUAAAUAGCAGAAUAUAUAAAUAGUCAUAAGACUAAUUUUCUACAAUUUUUCUCUUGAAAUGUAACAUGCAUAUUAUGUGGAACAAUGUGUGAAAUUUCUGUAAGGAAUUCCUAGUAUACAAAUAAACCAGGGUAUUUUUUCAUGUUAUGGAAAGUACUGUUGAUUCGUCUGGUUCUUUUUACUGAUUGCUUGUUUUUUAAUAGAGAUUUCAUUUGAUAUGUAAAACAUGUCUGGAAAGCAUGGAAGACAAAAAUGCAAAGGUUAGAUUUGAACGAGGUCUUUUUAUCAACCAAAUAGUUUGCCAGCACAUACUGUCUGCACACUUGUCAUGAUCCCUUAUGUAUGUCUACUUUUUUGUUUGCUUCAUAUAGAUAUGGUAUAUUUAUCCCGCAUUAACGAAAGAUUGGGCCUUACUAUGGAUAACACAGUUGAAAAUACUUCUCGUCAUUUGUUGCCGCUAUCUCAAAAAACUGAAGGUAUAAUUAUUGAGAAAUCACAUUUUAGAAAUGAAAACGCUUGAAAGACUAGGAAAAGAUAUGAUUAAGUAACUACAAGCAGCUGUAAUUUCAACGAUUUUGCUUGCAAUAUGCAUAAGAAAUGUGCUUAGCACAUCUGUCUUUGUGUCACAGAUUUAUUAAUUAAAAUAUGGCUUAAAUUUACAGGAAAGGAAUUGUCUAGUACAAACUUCCCACAAAACUUCUGCAAAACAAAAGUUUUCCGCCAUCUUUUUUCUCAACCGUGGUCUGUAGUGUAAUGGUCUAUGGUCAAGUAGCCAAUCAGAAUACUGGAUUUUGUAAUAGACCAUGCUCACCAUGGUUUAGUGUGUAUUAAUAAGGAAUCACCCUCACUGUCUGAUCGGUAUAAAAGUUCAUAUAGAGCUAUCCAGUGUACACAAAAUUCAUUUUGUUUACUGUGCAUGUAUUCCACUUUUUACAGCCAGCGUCUGGAAGUGACAGCAAACUCAUCAGUAUAUAUUUAGGCAUGGUAAGUAUUCAGGAGCGUCGUUUGAUACUGUAGUAGCGGUCUCAACGCAACAACCAAAAUGGCUGGAAAUGCCAUUUCCCUUGCCCAAGGGUCUAAAUUUCAAAAUCUUUGCAGGGAAACGCGCUCCGUAGAUGUGUGCUACUGUAUAUAUUGGUGGGUUUCACUUGGCGGCACAAAAUUUUAAAAUUAACACAAUGCUGAAUGUUUGUUUUUGGUAUAUCGUCACCCUUCGAAAAUAAUGCUGAUUCAGCAAAAAUAAAAUCUCUGUAACUCGAGAAGAAAUACGUGAAUCGACUCAAAUUUCAUAAAACUUCUUUCAAAAACCUAUUACUUUAAAUUCUAUUGGGAACCCUGGGUCGAGACCUGAGUACCCUUUAGCCUUGAAAUAUCUUGGAAACUUAAUAUCUCUUUAUCUUUUGAAGAUUGCUAAAUUUACUGAUUGUAAUUCUUGGAAUAUUUCUUUGAUUAAAGGAGGUAAGAUGAAUCCGCGGAGAUUGUCCCGCAUUGUAUUUAUAGCAACUUUAUUUUACAGUAUCUCAUUUACAGUAUUUUAUCUUUUUUAUUAUAUUGAUUAUGUUUCAUACUUACUAAAUUAAUAAUUUAUAAAUUAUAAAUUAAUUGUUCGUUUUAUCAUUGUUGUAUAGUGCAUGUCUAUAUUUGUAUAUUUUUAUACAGUUUAAAUAUUGACAAUUAAUGUUGUAAAACACGUUUAUGAUGUGGGUAUCCUGGAAAAGUAUAAAUUACUAAAUUAUUAUCAUUAUCGUGGCGAAUCUUAAUAAAAAGUAUCACUUAUUAAACAAAAAAACUUGAUGAACAUAUAAUUCUGCUGUUUUCUAACUUAACCUUUUCUCUAUACAUGCAGGAGAAAAAUGGAAACCAAGUUUGAGUCUUUUAUGCAAGAGUAUUUUAGUUCACUUGGAAAAGAACGAGUUUUAUUCUUCACUGAGAGUAAGUUUCUGAUGGCUACCAAGCUUUGUCAACCACUUGAAAUUAGUUUUAAACAACUCGAAAUAGAAUGAGUGUUAGUAUGGGUCAUCAACAGGAAUGUGGGAUGAUGAGAGUAGCUAAUAUUCUUUCCAGUUAACCAGGAAAGCUUUGAUUAAAAGAUUAAAACUAAACAAUCUUUCUGAACAGGACCUUACGUUGAGUGGACUUUGUCGCAAUGAUCCCGCGCUACGGUCAACACAACUCGCUGCCAUUUUAACAUUAUCUUUAAGGUAAGAUGUUCAAUUGAAGGUUCUGUGUUCUUCUUGUGUCCUUUGCUUCUUGGUUCGUUAAAGAUAAGUUAGUAAUUUUACUUAAAGAUAAGUUGUCAAAGAUAAUUUGUGCAGAAGAAUCUGUUGGAGAAUAUUUAUUAUCAAAGAACGUGUCUGGCUCACUGAGCUGUAUACUGUAAUAUAGUAUAGCUCAGUGGUCUGGCUUGACGAUUUAUUGGACUCUUUUCUUGUAGAGUUGCGGAAGGAUCUGGAUUUAACGAAAAGUCAAUGAAAUUAUUUCAACUUAACAUGAUGUCAAUUCCUGGAUUGUUCUUACACGUGACAAACCUAUCACCACAGGUGCUGUGUGUUUAUACUUUAGAGGGAUACAGCAAAAAAAAUUAGGAUCUCAUUUGAUAGAACUUUUAAAAUUAUGUAUAAAACGUCUUGACCGAUCUUUCAUAUCUAUCUCUGAAAGAUGUUCUUUGAACAGUCUUGGAUAUGUUCUUAAUAAAUCAAGUUCUUUAAAUCCCAGCCUCGAUAUUCUUAUAUAAACGAAAUUAUUUACGUCCCAGCUGAUGUAGUUCCCUCGAAUCUAUUGCGAAUUGCAUGCAAAAUGUGACGUUUUAUUCAGGCCUAUAAGUGUAUAAAAUCUUUUUUUCUCCAAUUGUAUAGACAUUGGACUUAGUGAAGCAAUACACUUUGUUUUCACGAAGUUUGCAGUUUUUAAAUACCGGCAACAAUUGGAGCAGUGUGUUUGAAACGUUGCGUGGAAACUACUCCCUAUGUUUACUCGGUAAGCUUUUUAUAAUCUUGGAAAAUCUUAAUAAGUAAAGACAGGAAAUAUUUGAACUGUUUUCUUUGAUCGUUUUCGUGCUUUUCUUUUCUCUCGAUAGAUUUAAACUCGACAGAAAAUAAAUUUAACUGUUUCGUUCCAGAAACGGUUUUGUUACGAAACUAGCAUGCUGGGGUCAGUCUCACAGUCAAGCCCCGUUUACACGAGCAAAUUUUAUUUGACAAAUUUCAUUUGAUCGAAAGCUAGCAUGCUAGCUUUUGUUCAAAUGCAUUUGUCACAAUAAAUUUGUCACAAACGAGCAAAAUAUCUUUGACAUAUGAAAUUUGUCAAAUAAAAUUUGCUCGUGUAAACGGGGCUUCACUAUAAAGACUGAUUUACAUACAGCACAUACAAGGCAUAAUAUAUACAUAAUCAGCCAUCGGUGGUAUAAGCUAUUCUGCAAUCUAAUUGGUUCAGCUACUCGUCGUGUAUUUAACAGUUCCAAACUCAUCACAACAACAAGUAGUACGAGCACAAGUUGUCGACAGCUUUUGAACAGAUUUGUGGCAACUUGUUUGCAGACCUGUAACAUCUUGUGCGUUUUUACGUGUGUACGCUUAAACACAUUUACGUCCACAAACAUCAACUAUAUUAUAAAUUGAAAUACUAUGCAGUUUUAAAUUAACGUAUACUAAAUCUUUCAAUUAUAUAUUUGUUUGUUGUUUUCGUAGUGAAAUGUACUGUAUAUUAAUAAAUUUUCUCGGCAUUUUUGUACAAAGGCAUUUUCUUCUUUCCUUUCAGCAAAUCUUAUUUAUUUCAUCGACAUUGACAAAGAGGUAAUUGUUUGAUUUGAUCUAAAACUCCACACGAGUGAACAUGAUUGAACAUGAAUGAAUACGAAUGAACACGAAUGGAUACUAGUGAACACGAGUGACAUGAUGAGAUCCACAAUAUACUUGCAAGAUGACGUACUAAACUACCAAAAGUUCUGUUGUCGGACAUAAGAACCGCAGGCUCUGGGCACGAGAUUGUAUAUACCACUGUGUUCACUCAUGUUCUGACUCGUGUGGAGUUUUAGAUCAGAUCUAAUUGUUUGGUUUCUAGAACUCUUGCAAAAUCGUAAUUUCCAUGUUCCCGCGCAAACUUUGUCAAUCAAAACUUUUUGUUUUGCUCAAAAUAACAUUUGUUGGCUUGGCAUCAAUCAAAUCGUUCUGCAUACGAAGUUUUUACCUCUUCGCAUGUUUUCCACGGGCUUUAUAUAUGGUGGCAAAAUGGCUCCAGUAAUAGAAAAGGCGUUAAAUGCAAUGAUAGAACUACGCUCAUAUAGAGCACUAAUACAACUACUUUCAACACAAAAGUGUUUUUUGAGCAAACAAAAAGUUUUGAUUGACAAACUUUGGAAAAGAAACGUUUGGAAAUCUAAUUUCAAAUGCAUGCUUCACGGAAGCUCGCAAAUGGUACACACGGUACAUUUAUCAUUUGUAGACCUGGAACGAUGCAUGGGGAUUGGGCGAAAUAUUUCCCUCAGUGAUGAUAUUUCUCUCGGGGCCCCGAGCGGAGGUUCUUUAAAUGAUAUAUUAUUCCGGAAGUUAACUUUAUAGUCACUGUAAGUUGAGAAUAAACUUGCUGAAUAACUAAGCGAAUACAAUGUUUAAUUUUAUAUUUAUGCCUGCAUGAGUUUUUGAAGUUGAGGUAUAAUAUUCCAACAUAAUGAAUGAAGACAUGAUCCGGAAACUCUGCGACAAGACUUUGUAAGGGACUCCGUGUCGUAUUGCUUAUAGUUUCCUUUGAGCCAUUCUGUCACGAAUGUCGUAAUAUUUUAACAGACUACCAACAUUCACAAUAUCCACUAUUUCUAAAUUGUCUGACGAACACUUUUAAUGACGAACGAAAACCGUUACUUCUAUAAUAAUAAACAACAGGAUCUAUAACGGCGUUUACAAGAGCUAACGGGGCAGUGAAACAGACAGUGCGAUAAAACUGAGUUGGACCUUCGAAUCUGUUUAUAAAGAAAGCUGCGAUUGUCGCUGGCAACCAACAUACUACAAAACUUCCAGCAAUCAUAAACAACGAACGUAAUGCUCUGAUCUCUUGGGAAGUCGCCUGUUUUUGACCUGUGAUUGCAUACCUCUGUUGCGCUAACUCUUUAUUAUGUUUUCUGCCUAAAUUAUACAUGUACACGCACAUUACAGUAGAUGAUGUUAUAUAGAAGGCCAUAGAGUAUCGUGAAAUUUGAAGAAGUUUUAUUUCGCCGAAUAAUCCAACCACGGCCACGACAAGAGUAAGGAUGGCGACAAACCAUAUAACUCCGAUCACAGUUACAGAUCGUUCGAACGUCAUAAUUUUCGGAUACUUCAAAGGCCUCAGUAUGGAGACAAAGCGGUUCAGAGUCAAAAGGAAAAUGUUUCCAGUGGUCGCUGAAACAAGGAAAGUGGUCACCGUCAUAAAGAUGCUGAAAAAGGAGUGGUAGAUACUGUAAAUGAAAAGCGCAGCGGACACUCCGCAUAGCAACAAAUCCGCACAAGCCAGGCUCAGGACAAAGAGAUUCGCAGGCGCGUCAGAAAAUUCGUCAGUCAGAGUAAUUGACAGAAUCAAGACGAGAUUCUGUAGAAAUCCGGCGAAUCCAAAGAAUGCGACAAAAACAACAAGACCGAUAGUUUCUGCUUCGCUUAAGUACACGCUUAAUGUGGAAGUCAUUUCGUCCGAUUCGAGAGAUUCGUUGAAAUUUGAAAUGUUUGUAAAGUUCAUUGUGGUAGUUCUUUUGCCUGUUUUCCUCUGAUUAAUAAUUCUACUUUCCAGGGCUUGAUGUAUACGAUUUGUAUGGCUUGAUUUUAAACGAUAGAUCUUUUGAGCUGCCGAUACGUUGAAUGCAGUUGUUCGCUAUUAAUAUUUUCUUCCAAUCUUUCUACUGUUGUACCCUGAUGCUCUUUAAUAAGUUGAACAAGAGACAAGCUUUACUAAAGGCGCUGCCAGGCCAAAGCGUUUAAUGGACAAUGCAGACAGGUGUGCGCAGUGUAUGAAUUGGUCAAUUUCUUAAUGAUGAGGACGGAGACACCUUCAGUUGAACGCCCAUGCAUGUGAACGAAUUGUUUUUUUCUGCAUGAAUCAUAGACAUAGUAUGUGUAUAGAUAAACUUGUGGUUAGAGCUUGACAACUGGACUCUGUAGCUCAGUUGGUUAGAGCACUGCACCGGAAUCGCAGCUUCGAUUCCUGCCAGAGGGGCUGGUUAGGUCUAUAAUUAUAUGUAUAAAAUUUACACUUGAAAUUUCUGUCAUAUAUAUAUCAUGAAUAUCAUAUCUAAUUUCAAUAUAUGUAAGAUGCUGAAAACAAAUAUAUAAAUUUACGUGGUGUUUCCACAAACAAAACUAUUAUAUGUUUUAUCCCCAUGCAAACCUACAAAGAACUUAUUACGAAUAUCAUAACUAAAAGUUACAUGUAGGAUGAAAUAUCACGCGUACAUGAUCUAUACAAAUAAGGGAAUGCUAUUGGCUACCUUAAGUCACGUGCUGUAUUGUGACUGGCUGCACAGAACAAUAAUUCUUACAUAAAUCUAAAUUAUUCCAAUCUCUGGGGCCAGGUGUAUAAAAAUAAAUUAAAAUUCAAUUGUCGUGGGAAACGAUCUUCGAAAUACAAAAGAGCAGAACGACUGUCUAUAUACAUUUCAAAUUUCCAAUCUCCGCGAAGACGAUUGUAUAAAAGGAAAUGAACAAUCAUUUGAUACAAUUAUCGUGGAAAACAAUCUGCAAAAUACAAUGGCAAUGGCCGUUGAAUUUAUUUGCCGCAUGUGUUACAUAUAAGUUAAAUUUGCAAAAUGGUUCAAGCAAUUUCUUGAUAAGUGGCAGAAACCCAACUAGAAACAUAUACAUGUAGGGCUUAUAAAUUAUGGGUUUCCUCAUAGACAUAAGCGUGAAAAAAAGUCACAUUGUACAUUAAUUAUAAUAUAGUGAAUAUGUAGAGUUAAUAGAUAUAUUAAUUCCCAUUUGUAAAUUGAAAAACAAAUAUUAUAAAAGAAGUAGAAAUGAUUUAAUAGACCAAUUGCGAAACUUAGUGGCGCGCCUUCAUACUGCACGAAAACGAGGCUUAUUAUGCAAAAACAAAACAAUUUCUAUAUUUUUAUAUAGCGAAAAGUGUAUUUUAGGGUUUUUAAAGUGUUUUUUCUUUAAUCUCUUUGAUCUUUUCUUAAUAUUUCGUGCUAUAGGUUAUACAAAUAUUUGUUAAAUUUAUCUAAACAUCGAUUUUCCACUAUAGUCUAUAUUUUUACCCGCUUUGGAGAGAUAUUUCGUUGUUGUUUUAGCAUGCGAUGGAACAAAUAUAUGGAAAAGAUCAAUCUAGACUUUAAAAUCUGAUCAAGAUGCAAAUAAAAUAGCCAGUAUAACUUAACAAACUAUAAUAUAACUCUUUCUACCCAGAUUUUUUUAGACUUCGUGCGAGAAAAAAACUGAUUUUGUCAAAGGAUAAUAACAUAAAAUUUCUACAAAUUUUGCCCGACAUUUUCUUUCAUAUUUUUAAAGUUAAAAUCGAAAACUUGCUAUUAUAUUACAACUGAAACAAAAUUAAUCAAUGUUACAACUUAGUCUUUGAAAUGUACUAAUAAAACAGACGGAAAAUACCUGAUUCUUUCUCUGGUAUAAUCUGCUUCUUUUAUCGGACGGCGAAAAACAGCAAAACAUUGCCUCGCACGCCGCGAAAAACAAUGAAAUUUGAAGUAAGACUUAAAACUAUGAACAAGUUUAAUAAAGAUUUACAUUGUCAAAACAGAAAUAUUGAAAAAAAAUGAAGAGAUUACCAUAAAAACGCGUCUCAAACACUGAAAUUCAUUUUUCGCCAUAUAAAAAUAUAGCAGAAUGAUUUGUUUUUGCAUAAUAAGCCUCGUUUUCGUGUAGUUUAAGGCGCGGUCACUAAGUUUCGCAAUUGGUCUAUUGAAAAUGAAAAGAGAAAAUAGAAUUCGCUUCCUUUAAUAUCAUCACUGAAAGAAAUAAAAAAGUUUGGUGCUUGAACACACAUGCCGCAUAUAGAAAAUUGUGUAUAUUUGUUCGACUAGGGAAUACAUGAAAUGAGUUACAAAUUGUUGUUUUGUAAUCAUACACUUAAAUCUUAAUUGGUUUGUUUUCAAAAAUAUUUUAUUAGAGCUUUCGGUAACAAAUUAUAGCUUUAUACAGAUUUUUUCAAUUUGGUCGAACGUUCGACGUGAAGAUCUAUAAAUUUCAAAAAAUUUUAAUCCCUAUAAGUAAUGGAUCAGUAUAUGUAUCAAAAGGAUUUUAAUUUUAUGCGAAGCAACAUCUGUGAGUCUUUGUGGUUACAUAAACAAUGUUAAACAAUGGGAAAUGACCAGCCUGCUUUGCGCGCACUGUUUACCUGCGAAUCGGGCCUUUCAGAACCGGAAAUCGGGCUGGAGCACGCGUUCGUUCUUUUGAAUUUUGAUUUGGCAAAUGAAGCACGACAAAUGGGUGAAAUGGCAAAAUUCGCACAGUGCCCGGUUUGCAAAAACACCUGCAAACUGCUUUAAUUCUUUCUGUCACUUUCAUUUGAUCUUAUCCGCGCGAGUCUGCCUCAACGGCCUUUGAUUUUGGCAUUACAGAUUUUUUAAUUUUUGGUAUAACGAAAUACCCAGUUGUAUACAAUACAGCGUGUGAAAGUUGAACAUAGGUCAUCGCACGAAAUAAAGAGAUACAACGCAUAUCUUUUUAAACAUUGGAUUUUUUAAUGGGGCCAGCACGGACAUGUAAUACGCUAUACAGCGCGUACAAUAGCGCGUGAUGGCGUGAACAACUCACCAUGUGUCAUAUUAGACGUUGUUAUCUAUUUAGUGUCAAAGUUCAAUUUUUCUGUUUGCCGAUUGGUCAAAACCGUAAUCACGUGCCGGUCCACAAAACGUCAUGUUAGGCAACCGGUCCACAAUGAAACAUUUAUUGACCGGUCAAUAAUAAAAUGGGCGCAAUACGCAUGCGUGUCAACGUUCCAAAGUCCAUUUUUAAAACUUUUUAUUAAACAGUUACGGCAUAAAUGGUUAUCCAGUUUUGGUUUCAAAUAAGUGUCAAAGUUUUGAAUUAUUCAUACUUUGACACUUAUAUACUAUAUGCACUUAUUUACUGAGACCUCGGGAAAGCAGUGUGUUUUGUGGCCCCUCGACCCACUGUUUGCUAAGCAUAGAGUUUUUUCCCCGCAAUUCUUGUAUAAGGAUUUUGUGAGGAUUACUAUAUGCAUGGAGCCAUCUUAAAUCAUUGCAACUCUGUGGACACUGCAUGAUUACAAAUUUAGGAGUGUAUGGUAUAAAUUUAAGAAAUAUAGCAAGCAAAAAGCCUAAAUUCAACACCGAACGCUUCCUUAGAAUAGUCACAGAAAGAAGUGUACAGCUAUUUAUUGAUAAUUCCAAUUAUAAAUUUCAACUAAAUUUCAACUUAAUUAAAUUAAUAUAAUUAUUACCUCUAUGCUAUUUCCUUGAGUAACGUAACCUUCGUUUUCUCUUUCGCUUCACCCGUGUCUUAUUGCUUAUAGAGUCAUUCUGUCACGAAUGUCGUUAAUAAUAUAUAAUAUAAUAUAAUAUAAUAUAAUAUAAUAUAAUAUAAUAUAAUAUAAUAUAAUAUAAUAUAAUAUAACUUUAAUGAGAAAUUACAGUAGUGGUACCCUGGAUCAGGGGGUUUCCUGUAGCCUGCACUCAGGCGGUGCUGGUCAAAUUGGAAACCGGUAGUGGAAACUUGUAUGGUAAUAUUUUAACAGACUACAAACAUUGGCAAUAUCCUCUAUUUCUAAAUUGUCUGACUAACACUUUUAAUGACGAACGAAAACCCUUACUUCUAUAAUAAUAAACAACAGGAUCUAUAACGGCGUUUACAAAAGCUAAAGGAGCAGUAAAACAGAAAGCGCGAUAAAACUGAGUUGGAUCUUCGAGUCUGUUUAUAAAGAAAGCUGCGAUUGUCACUGGCAACCAACAUACUACAAAACUUCCAGCAAUCAUGAACAGCGAACUUAAUGAUCUGAUCUCUUGAGAAGUCGCCUGUUUUUGACCAGUGAUUGCAAACGUUUGUUGUGCUAAUUCUUUUUUAUGUUUUCUGCCUAAAUUAUACAUGUACACGCACAUUACAGUAGAUGAUGUUAUAUAGAAGGCCAUAGAGUAUCGUGAAUUUCGAAGACGUUUUAUUUCGCUGAGUAAUCCAACCACGGCCAUGACAAGACUAAGGAUGGCGAGAAACCAUAUAACUCCGAUCAUAGUCACAGCUCGUUUGAAUGUCAUGAUUUUUGGAUACUUCAAAGGCCUUAAUAUGGAGACAAAGCGGUUCAGAGUCAAAAGGAAAAUGUUUCCAGUGGUCGCUGAAACAAGGAAAUUGGCCACCGUAGUAAAGAUUCUGAAAAAGGAGUGGUAGAUACUGUAAAUGGAAAGCGGAGCGGACACUCCGCAUAGCAACAAAUCCGCACAGGCCAGGCUCAAGACAAAGAGAUUCGCAGGCGCGUCGGCAAAUCCGUCAGUCAGAGAAAUUGAAAGAAUCAAGACGAGAUUCUGUAGAAAUCCGGCGAAUCCAAAGAUUGCGAUAAAACCAGCAAGUCCUGCAGUUUCUGCUUCGCUUAAGUACACGCUUAAUGUGGAAGUCAUUUCAUCCAAUUCGAGAGAUUCGUUGAACAGUGCAUUAUUCGGUAAAAAACAGAUAUUUUGAACAGUGUACACAUACAAUAUCAUGUCGUGGAAAACAAUAUUGAAAAUACAAAUCAAGAGCAGGAAGAUUCAUUUCCAAUCUUUGGGGCCGGGUGCAUGUGUAAAAUAAAUGAAAUGUCAAUUGUCGUGGGAAACGAUCUUCGAAAUACAAAAGAACUAUAUACAUUUCCAAUCUCCACGAUGCCGAUUGUAUAAAAUAUUAAAAGGAAAUUAACAAUCAGUUGACAAUUAUCGGGGAAAACAAUCAAAAAUACAAUGUCAAUGAGUGUCAAUUCCACAUGUCUUGUGUUACAUAUCAUAUAAGUUAAAUAUGAGAUAAAUAUACAAAAUGUUUCGAAUAAUAUACUAAUAAAUGGCGCGAGGAAACCCAACUAGAAACAUAUACAUGCAGGGCUUGAAAAAUAUGGUUUCCUCAUAGACAUAACUCAUAAAUAUACUCAAUAUAUAUAUAUAUAUAUAUAUAUAUGUAUGUAUAUAUAUAUAUAUAUAUAUAUAUAUAUAUAUAUAUAUAUAUAUAUAUAUAUAUAUAUAUAUAUAUAUAUAUAUAUAUAUAUAUAUAUAUAUAUAUAUAUAUAUAUAUAUAUAUAUAUAUAUAUAUAUAUAUAUAUAUAUAUAUAUAUAUAUAUAUAUAUAUAUAUAUAUAUUAAAUAACACUUUCACAAUAUAUAUUUUAAUGAAUAUAUAUACUAAUAUAGUCAUAGAGUUCAUAAAUAUAUUAAUUGACAUUUGUAAAUUGAAAAACAAAUAUUAAUAUAGGCAUUAUAGCGGAAGAAAUUAAUUUAAAAUGAAAGAGAAAAUGGAAUUUAAGUCGCUUCCUUAUUUAAUAUCAUCACUGAAAGAAAUAAAAAUGUCUGGUGCUUGAAGACGUAUGCCGUAUAAAGAAAAUUGUCUAAUAUUUGUUCGACUAGGGAACACAUCAAAUGAGUUACAACUUGUUGUUUUGUAAUCAUGCAUGCUUAUAAUUGGUUUGUUUUCAAAAAUAUUUCAUUAGAGCUUUCGGUAACAAACUCUAUAGAGUGUAUAGGCGUAUAGCUUAAUUUAUAGUCCUACAGAUUUUUCCAAUUUAGGAACGAUCAACACGGGGAUCUGUAAAUUUAUAAAAUUUUAAUUCCCUAAGUAAUGGAUCAGUAUAUGUAUAUCAAAAGGACUUUAAUGUACAAAUACUAAAUUCUAACACCAGAAUUUCGAAAGAUUUAUACAUGAUGAAGCCAUAUAAAAUCGUGGCUCAUUAUAUAGAGACUUUGAAGUUUGCCAAGUUUGCAGAUCAUGCAUAUAUCUCAAUUGACUAUAUAUGGCUUCAAUCAGUGGUACAGAAAGCAGUCCUCACAACAUUCUACAUUGUCAUUGCCGAGGCAAGUUUUACCGUUCAAUAGGCAAUUCCAUGCAGCUUUUAAUUUAUACGCGCAGGGGAAGUAAUUAAAGGAUCUUAUUUUUCACCCUGCUCGGUUUCCUUUGUUCUUAUCGGGGAAUAUAUUCAAUAUUCCACUCUAUUCAAUUUCCGUUUAAUAAUCCCCUCUAAUAUUCACCUGCAAUUAAUAAUCCCCUGUAAUAUUCACCUGCAAUGUCUUUGCAGCACAAAAAAUGAGAAAAAACAACAUCGCAAAAGCAAUAUGGCAUUGAGAAUUAUUUCUUUUCUGACUCAUUAACGCGACCUCGCAUUGUGAAAAAUAAGUACGUUAUUUUGAGGCACCUCGGGGAUAUGUGAUUUAUUCACCUCGGCGCUGCGCGCCUCGGUGAAUAAAUCACAUAUCCCCUCGUUGCCUCAAAAUAACCUAUACUUAUUUUUCACCCUGCUCGGUUUCCUUUGUUCUUAUCGGGGAAUAUAUUCAAUAUUCUCCUCUAAUCAAUUUCCGUUUAAUAAUCCCCUCUAAUAUUCACCUGUAAUUAAUAAUCCCCUCUAAUAUUCACCUGCCAUGUCUUUGCAGCACAAAAAAUGAGAAAAAACGACAUAACGAAGGCAAUCUGACAUUAAGAAUUAUUUCUAUUCUGACUCAUUAACGCGACCUCGCAGUGUGAAAAAUAAGUACGUUAUUUUGAGGCACCUCGGGGAUAUGUGUUUAUUCACCUCGGCGCUGCGCGCCUCGGUGAAUAAAUCACAUAUCCCCUCGUUGCCUCAAAAUAACCUAUACUUAUUUUUCACCCUGCUCGGUUUCCUUUGUUGUUAUCGGAGAAUAUAUUCAAUAUUCCCCUCUAAUAAUCCCCUCUAAUAAUGAAUCCCCUCUAAUAUUCACCUGCAAUGUCUUUGCAGCACAAAAAAUGAGAAAAACAACAUCACGAAGGCAAUAUAGCAUUAAGAAUUAUUUCUAUUCUGACUCAUUAACGCGACCUCGCAAUGUAAAAAAAAUAAGUACGUUAUUUUGAAGCAACGAGGGGAUAAUUAUGUGUUUAUUAAUAAAUCACAUAUCCCCCCGUUGCCUCAAAAUAACCUAUACAUAUUGCUGAUCACGCUGAAAAAAUAAAUUAUAAAAAUGACGGCCGUGUUAACACAGAGUGAUGGCUUAUACUUGUAAAUAUUGAAAUAUUUCGGUUGUUUCGGCAGUUUUUAAUGAAAUUUAUCAGCUUAAUCAGCAAUAUGAUACCUUACUUCCCUUGGAAUUGUCAAUCGCCGAGGUAAUUCUACCAUGCAUGCACACACUGACUGUAAAAAUUGCCAAAGGCAAAGAACGUCGGCAAUUGCAGUGUUGCCGAAGCCAAAAUAGAGAAAUUCAGAUUUGACUAAUCGGAUAUAUCAAACGCAUCUGAUUGGUUAAUCGGAUUUAUAAUAUAACAUUUGUAAAUUCUGAACGCUUAUUGGCUAAUAAGAGCUGUGUUGUAUAACUCAAUGUCAACACGGAAACGUCGGAAAACCUCUUUCUUUAUAUUUCUUGGUGCUAUGUUAUAAAACAAAUAUAAAACAUUUUCCGUAUUGAUAUACAGUUAUAUCAACACUCGUGGGAAUUGGGAAAACUCGAAAUUGUGUGAAAACACUCCGCCCCUCGGGCGUCGUGUUUCCACACAAUUUCUCGUUUCCCCAAUUUCCACUCGUGUUGAUAUAACUGUAUAUCAAUACGGAAAAUGUUUUAUAUUUGUUAAAUACCAAACGCAUCUGAUUGGUUAAUCUGAUAUAUGAAACGCAUCUGAUUGGCCGAUAGUCUCUUAAUGGUGGCGGUGGUGGAAGACAAAUUUGAACCUCCCUAAUAACUUAGUUACAAUGACUGAUUAAGGUCGUAACAGUAUCGGAUAGGGCCAACUUAUAUUGGGCUCUUUUUAUGAUAGGUACUCUUAAAACUUAUCACUCAAGCUAACUGCCCCUUUCCCUGAAUUCUCAGCGGUCCUUACUGUAUUGCGAUGACUUAAUGACAUCGUAUAUAAAAUGCUUGUAAAUAAUAUAAUCAAACUAUCAUUGUCGAUAUUUGAAAUUAACCUUAGGUUUGCUCCUUAUAUAGGCUUUUAAAUCGAAUAUCCCAGAAUUUUUGGUAAGUGUUUUUAUUAUUUAUACACUCAAAAAACUCCCUGGUUAAAAUGUUCCUGGUUAAUCUAAAAAUCCCCCUAUUUGGAUUAACUUAAAGGCCUUAUGCAUGCAACGAAUUUUUCGAUGGUGAGACUUUUGCAUUACGUUAUAGAGUUUUUUGCAUUGGUUCGAAAGAUGCAAACCGUUUUCCGAAACUCCAAGUAGGUUUUUUUUUAUAAGCCUUCAAAGUCGCGAAUUUUGCCACUUUCUUUGCGAAAAAAAACAACCUUUGGUGAUCGGUGGUGUGACGUCACGGUAAGGAGUUGUUUUCGACGGACCUUAUGUAAAACGUCUUAAUCCUUCGUUUACACACAGCACGACUCAUCUUCUGUGACGUCACAGCGCGAACCAGUUUUUCGCAAGAGGGACCCAACACAAAAUUCACUAACUUCUAGUUUGAAUUUCGCAUCGAGACUGGUAUCGAAAUGAUCAGAAAAGAUGAAAUUUUAAUAAUGUGCAAAAAUCUCACCAUCGAAAAAUUCCUUGCAUAAUGCCUUUAAUAUUCCUGGUUACAUUUCUUGGUUAUUUUACCUGACUUCCUACCAUAUAUAGUCAUGGUAACUACCAUGGUUAAUCUAACCAGUAAGGUAACUAGGAAUCUAGUUAUAUUUGAGCAGGACGUCCAGGUUAAAUUAUCCAGACUAUAUCCUUGCAGGGCUCAAAAUAACGGUCAAAAUGACCGGUCAACUUGAUUUUAGCUCGGUCAAAAUCGGUUUUUGACCGGUCAUUGAUACGCUUACACUGACAGUGAAACAAACUGUUAGAAACUUGUUUCGAUACACCGUAGUUUCAUGUUUUAAUUCAAGACGUCAGCAAUCACAUUGGACCGGUGAGGUAAAAAAGUGACCGGUCAAGAGGCAUUUUUGGCCGGUCAUUGUCCGUUGACCAGCCGUUAUUUUGAGCCCUGCCUGGGUUGCGAAACGUGGAAAAGCAUUCGACGCAUGGAAAAUAGACGGGUUCCCGACAGGGGGCUAUAGCCUCGCCCUCCCCCCCCCCUGUGACGCCGCUACUGCAAGAGAUUGACUUAGUGAAUUUUCUAUUAGCUGCACAUUUAAUCUGUGUUUUAUUAAAUCAAUGUUUCAUAUCUUCUCACAUAGUCAGGGGUGACAAAGAUUCUGGCAGACCUUCGGUCGUUCGUGUCAAAAGACAAAUCGUCACUUGCAAGUUGGCAUCCUAUAUUUGGCUGGUAUAAAGAGACUUGUGAUUCGCAGUUGAAUUCUUCUAUCAGACAUGUGACAAAACAACUUCAAGUACUUUGGAAACGAAGUACGAUCGAAGUAUUGUUUCAAUCUCUUCCGCCAUUGCAGCUGGACGCUGAGAAAGCUACAGCAAAGAAUAAAGGUAUUUUAAGACACAUUUAGAAUAAUUCGCGUCAUGGGCAAAAAUCAUGGACAUGAUUAUUAUUUAUUCUACUUCCUGAGUAAUUUGCAUAUCAUAAAAUGAUCAUGUUUUGUGAUCAUCGAUGUAUAACCUGUGGGUAAAGACCUACCUAAAAUGAUCAUGUUUUGUGAUUGGCUUUCAGAAACAAAAAUGAUCAUUGUUCGUGACUCGUUCUUUAGAAAGAUUUCUAUAGUUUUAUUGUCUUUCAUUGUUAUAAUCAACCAACCACGAGCUUGGAUAGUAUAGAUAGAUGAUGACCCUAACCUGUUGAAAUAUGGCUUGAUCGUCUUUGAAAAACUUACUCGUGCAUGUUUUUCCCAAAUUAUCACUAAAAACCUUACUAUUACCUCUACAUUUUAGCUGUAGAUGGUCGUAAGAAGCUUCUCGCUCGAUUAAUAACUGGUAGAUUCACAUCAAGACAAGAAACAAACCUGUCUUCACCUGAGGUCGUACAGAUCCGCAAUACUUGUGUCAUGUUUGAGCUGGUUCUCAACUCGUUAAGUCAAUUGAAAAUGGAUGUAUUAACGGGUAGGUUUGUUAAAAAACUUUUUAUUAUUUUUUUGUGUUGUUCGGUGUACUCAGGUGUAUAUGAUGUUUGUGAUGUUACUCUGAGUGUAUAUCCACACCGGGCAAGCUUGAAAAGUAUGCCUGGCCAUGGUGGCAUUGAUAUCGAAGAAACCAGACUCAGUUCCGAAAUAUCAGUUGGCAGAGCAUUGGGCUAGUAUUCCAAGGGUCUUAGGUUCGAUUCCCACCGUGGUCAGGCAUAUUUUUCAAGCUUGCCCGGUGUGGAUAUACACUCAGAGUAACAUCACAAGCAUCAAACUUUAUAUUGCUACCAGUUGAGACUUUCCUUCAACUGUGUUUAUCGUAACCCACCCUGUCAACUUUCCCUGUGGGAGGAAACCGGAGCACCCGGAGAGAAAAUCCACGACUUUCGACAGAACGUUAACUGACUCUUUUCACAUGAGUCCGUAGCGAGAAUAGAACCCACGAUCUCAGAUCCACUUCCUCCGCGGUCUUAGGCAGCCAGCCGUUUUUUGAACGGCCAAUUUUGAUUUUAAGAUAGCAGAAUGAAAAUGGCGGCUUUUGAGUGGCCAAGAAUGAAGUGAAUUUGCUCAUUUAUCGCACACAAGACAUCCCUUUAGCAAUUAACACAACCGCAGUCGAAUUGCGAUGAUUAGUUAAAUAUUUCGAACUGUUAUUCGACUAUUAUUAAACUAUUAUUAAACUUUUUUCGAUUAUUUUUGCACUUUUCGUCCACCAUUUACAUUAUUUCGAAACUCCAUGAGUUGUGUGUUAAGUCAUGAACAAUGGAAAGAAAAUUGACAGAAAUAUACAGUCAUAUGGGGCUGGUGGUAUUUAUUGUAUUUUAGUGACAAAUUACGAUUAUAGACUUCCAAACCACAAUAAUUUUAGCCCUUUAUAGUUUUUAGAAUGCAUACCACCUUGUGACAGUGGUAUUGCCGAAUAUAAUAUGCAACACCCCUGGCCCACAAAGGCUAUUCGUCAGUCACAUGGCUCAAAAUAGCCAAUUCACCCAGUUUUCAGAUCCUGGCUAAAACCCUGACUUGUUCUGCAUGACGACUCCGCCACCGAAGCUCCUAGCCCGGUUAUUUGUUUUACUUAAUUGAAUCCAAUGUAACCUUUUAUUUAUAGGUCUGAGUUUUAACGAGGAAUUUCUUCUACGUCUGCUCAAGUUUUUACAAGAGUUGGGACCAGAUGGUGGACUGAGUUUAAUACUGAGUUAUGUUUCGUCAGAAAGUUCACAAAUGUCCACAUCCAUCCAGUCGCUGCUGAUCUUGUUUUGUGAUUGCUGUAGUCAUCUCAUCCCGUAAGUAAAGUAGAAGAAGCUAAAGCAGGAAUGCAUGCCAGUAUCGUAUUUGCGACAACAUUUUUUCAUAUAAUAGUUUUAUUUGUGGAAACAUCACGUAAAUUUAUUACUGCAAAUAAACAAAAAACUCAUAGAUAUUAUAAAAUAUUUAUUAUUGUCAGCUUUCUACACAGCUUUCUAUACCUUCUAGGUGUAGAAAGCUGACAAUAAUAAAUAUUUUAUAAUAUCUAUGAGUUUAUGUAAAGCUUUCCUGGCUGCAACGGCAGAUAUAUCUAAAAAUUGCAAAUAAACAAACUUAAAAUAAAUAAAUAAACACCACGUAAAUGUAUUACUUAUUAAUUUAUUAUUAAUUUAUUACACUAUUGUUUCCACAAACAAAACUAUAAAAUGUUUAACAUUUUUUCAGUCGUUAAUUAAUAUUUCUUUUCGCACUUUAGAAUUAAUGUACCGUAAUUUGUUAAAUUUUUCGGUAAUAUUUUCGUAAAUUUAUCAAAUUCUUUGCUAUAACUAUUAUUUUUUAAUCCGAACAUUGCCAAACCGAAUGCCGGUAGACGUAAACAAUUUUAAAUUCAGCUGGCCAGAACUAAGCCCGUUAAUUCUUCGUUUUAGUCGCAAAAUAUGCUACCACGCCCGCUAAAGUUAUUUAUAAUAAUUGUUAAAUAAAGAAGACAAAUGAAAUGCAUGAAAGUUAAAUACUGCAUGACUAAUAUAGUAAUUAUUUUUUCAGUAUUGUUGACGAUUAUGAAAUGUACGAGCAACAAAAACCGUUCAGCCUUGAAGAUCUCACAGCUUUAUCUGGAUUUUUAAACACCUUGAACUACAAACUAUUGUGGAACAGACCACGGGCAAAAAGUAAGUAAGAUUUCGUCAAAAAGUGCAUCUACAUAAUUAUGUUGAUUCUGCCCUUGCAAGUGAAACAUCAGGCGAUUGUUUGAUUUCCACCAUUUUGGUUGUCAUUUAAAGCUAAAUGAAAAUAUACACGCAGGACUGUAGUGACCGGGUGUGUGUGGGAGGAGGGGGUAACCCUCCCCCCUCCCAGGACUGUAGUGACCGGGUGUGUGUGGGAGGAGGGGGUAACCCUACCCCCCCCCCCCCGGACUGUAGUGACCGGGUGUGUGCAGGAGGAGGGGGUAACCCUACCCCCCUAAAUAUCUAAAUAUUUGUUCAUGAGUAAUUUCAGGUAAGUUAAGGAGUGACUUAAGCUGAUUUUCAGGUAAAUUAUAAGAGUACUGACUGGCAAACAUGGAAGCAGGGCCGCCGAGAGGGGGGCAGGGGGGCAAAUUGCCCCGGGCCCCCAGGUUCUGGGGGCCCCCAAAAAUUUUUGUUGGGCCCCAGUAAGUUAACAGUGAACUGACGCUACAAGAAUGCCACAUUUUAGGUGCAUUCCCUGGCUUUUUGAGAGUCUGGAUAGUAAAAGAAUUCCCUGAACCUCCCUAUGGUUGUUCCAAGAAAAUAUUUUGAUUUCCAAGAAAGGAUUUUCAGUUUUGGUUGGCAGAACGUAACAGUAGGAUUGGCAAAAAAAUAGACCAGUAUUAAGUGAAUAUAUAUUUGACCUCAAAACUUAGUCUUUGGUUUUCUUGGUCAUACUUAUAUUAGUUUAGUGAAAAUUGCAGCAUCCUGAUAUCAAACAUGUUUUGUGUGUAGAGAAUGCGGAGAUGGUGAAUUUACUAGACAAUACAGACAAUAUGUUGUCUUCAGUGUAUCAACUUCUGAUGCUCAUUUACGACAGAGAUUCCAGAAGACGCUUCACACCCGAAAACCACUGGUUAAUCAAGUAAGAAAGCUGGGGUAAUAUUUGUAACCCCGUAUCUGUGCCACCAACCCCGGCUUAAAUAGCCAUAAACUUAGGCCCCGUUUACAUGAGACCGGGACGAAGUCAAACCGGAAUGAAAAUUGAAAUUGUCAACAUGUUUACAUGAGACCGGUACGAGGAUCACAAAAUCUUCAAUUUAUUCCCCUUGCCAGGCAAUUUUCUUUUUCAGAUGGCUUUUGCUAGCAUGUGUUGUUCCAAUGUCAAGAUUACAGCUGAGACCGGUCUGAAAUGUAUUUGUGUUUACAUUCAUCCCAGUCUGCAUUCAUGCCGGUCUGAAGUCAGUCGGUUCGGUCCAGAAGGCGGAAUGACUUGAGACCGGUCUGAGUUAUUUUCGUCCCGGUCUCAUGUAAACAUCUAUUAUAUAGAUAAUACUAUGACCGAAACGAGAUGGUCCCGGUUUGACUUCGUUCCGGUCUCAUGUAAACGGGGCCUUAAACAUGAAGUUGUGGUUCGAGUUCGACAACUGGCCUCUGUAGCUCAGUUGGUUAGAGCUCGACAACUGGCCUCUGUAGCUCAGUUGGUUGGUGCUCUACAAGUGAAUCGCGGAGCCGCAGGUUUGAUUCCUAUAGGCAAGGAGAUGCAAAUAAAUCACCACAGCUAGAAAGAGCAUACUAAAAUUGCCAAGUUUGGUUGUGAAAUGUUGUAAAAUGCGGAAAAUAUAGCCUUGCAAAGUUUGCAAAUUUUGUAUACUUUUGUAUUUACACAGCUCAAACAUGGCUACAAUCAUUAUAACAUAGUAUAUGUAAAUGUGUCAUUUGACAAAUAUACUUUAUGUUUUAAUAUAGAGAGUUAAAGAUUAGCUUAUUCAAGUCGGAGCUAUCGACAGGAAAGCCAAGAGCUAUUGAAAUAUUGCAAAUGAUUCCUCACAUUGUACCACACAGGGAGGUAUGGGCACAAGCUGACCAAAAGUGAAAAAUUAUCGAUGUAUCACGUCAAAGAAGUGUGCGUGAUUUACGCAUUUCUAAAUACAUGGCGAGAAAUAAGGGUCACGCAUGCGCAUAGAACUUGCUGACUUAGGAAUAGUUUGAUCAGAUUUCUUAUAUGAGAUUUAUAAGAGUUACACUGGGAAAAUGUCACAUCGUUUCAACCCAUUUCCACUCGGGGAAAUUUUCCGCAGAAAGGAAAUUUCGUAAAAUUUGAUUGGCCGACACAAAUUUUCCGUCGGAAAAAUUUUGUAGUUGAAAAUUAACAAUGAUAUUUUCGGAAAAUUUUCUGCCCGUGGAAAUUUUUCUUGAGUGGAAAUAUGUCUUUAGAAAUCGUACAGAAUAUAUAGUUCCUGAAUAUUGCAGGAAACUUUGAUGGAUCUUACUCGAACACCAAAGUUUAUAGUCUUCAACCCGGAUUAUUCAAAUAUAUAUCGUUGUAUACUUGUUUCAGUCUGAUUUAGCUUAAAGAAUUAUCUUCUGAAUUGUUCACAUCAUAUUCCAUCGCUUUAACCUUAAAGUUUGAGCAUUUUCUGAUCGUCGAAUGAAGACUUUUACAAAUUCAGAGUUUUAGAAUCAUUAAUUUAAAUAAUGUAAUAUAAAUAGAUAAUCUAUUAUUGAACGCAUAAUUCCAUGUCAACCCAAACAUGUGCUUUGAGGUGUUCAUGUUAUUUGCUUUAUAUUUAGCGUGUAAAAAUCUUCCGAAAUUUGGUCCAACAAGACAAGAUGUCUCUAGGGAUAUCCAAUGAUCAAGAUGACUUCAGUGCUAGCUGUAUAUUUGUGAAAGUUCGUAGAAAUCAGCUGCUAGAGGUUUGUCAAUUCAAACAUACGUUUGUAUGUAUUUCAUCCAAUCAAUCAAUCAAAAACAUUUAUUUAAACACGAUUUAAAAAUGAGCAGCAAAUUGCCGAUGUGGUCGUGUGUCUACCAGUAUAGAAUAUCGAUUUACAUAUGCUAUGCUAAAUAUGCAUAAUUUAUAUAUAAAUUAAAUAUCUUAUGGUAGAUAAGAAUAUAACUAGAAAAGUUUAAAAAUAAAUAUAGUUAAUAAAGAUCAUUAUUGUAAGAGCUAAAAUCCAUUGCUUCAAGAUCUUGAUGCCCCCUUGUUGAUCCCUUUUCACCUAACCAUGUUAGCAUGGUUAGAUUCAUCUGAACUUUUUUUAUUAUUUUCGCCUUAACCAUAAGAAAUUAGGAUUCAUUUUAGGUUUUCUUUUAGGAUGGGUACAAGCAAUUGUCAAAAAUUCCAAUCCAAAAGCUGAAAGCAACGAUCAAGAUAAAAUUUGUCAAUGAAUACGUACGUAAACGUAAUAUUUAUACACUAUUACUGUCACUGUUGUAAUUCACAACAUUUUGAUAACUUCAGAGAGAUAGUACGUACUUACAGAGGUCUCACUUUUGCGGGAAAACCGAAAGCUAGUGUUUACCAAAAUAGCUGACGUCUAUUCUUAAUUAUUAAGCGCGUUAAUUCUAAUGGAAAUACCCAUAAAGAUGAGCUGCUCAUAUUUAACUACUACUUAGUACGUACUGUAAACAUACGUAUUUUAUUCUUGCAAUGUCAUUCUUAUCAAUUUAAUUUGAUAUAUAUAGGGAUUAGAUGAAGCUGGCAUCGAUCAAGAUGGUGUUUUUAAAGAAUUCUUAGAGGAAACAAUCAAACAAGCAUUUAAUCCACAGCUCAAUCUAUUCAAGGUACGAGCUUUUGUUUACUUUUAUAAAAUUGAUCUUGCAUUUUUCACUUCAAGAAACGUACUAGGUUGGCCCCAACCCCGUGCAAAUUCCUGGAAAUUUUUGGUUGUGAUUUUUUUGUCUUUAUUUUAGCUCACUGAAAAUCAGCGACUUUAUCCCUCGCCAACCUCAUGUAUCCAUGACAAUCACCUUGCUCUGUUUGAGUUUGUUGGCAAAAUGUUAGGAAAAGCUGUUUAUGAGGUAGGUAGGAUCUCCUCUUUGCACGCAAUACACCCUUUCGAUAAUUACGUCACAACUACACUGUUUUCAACUUAGGACCGCCUUAAAUGGAAAGUAUUUCAAGUUUUUUUCUCAUGGGCUAUGCACAGAGAAGCAGAACAUCCUUCUUCAACACAUGCAUGAAAAAAAAAAUUGAAUUUUGAUCAAUAAAUAUGGAAAUAAGCUUCAACACGAAAACGAGGCUCCAGGUCAUGAUCUGGAGCCUCGUUUUCGUGUUAAAGCUUAUUUCCACAUUUAUUGGUCAAAAUAAAAAAAUCUUUUUCAUGCAUGUGUUGAAGAAGGAUGUUCUGCUUCUCUGUGCAUAGACCAUGAGAAAAAAACUUGAAAUCCUUUCCAUUUAAGGUGGUCCUAAGUUGAAAACAGUGUAGUUGUGACGUAAUUAUCGAAAGAGUGUAUUACCGGUACACCUAUAUCAACAGUUUGAUAACUAGUUCAUUUCUAUUUCCUAGGGUAUUGUCGUCGAUGUUCCAUUUGCGCCAUUCUUUCUCAGUCUUCUGUUGUCACGUCAGCACAGCGCAUUAUACAGUUCUAUUGACGAACUUCCUUCCUUUGAUCCAGACCUCUACAAGAAUCUCAACUAUGUCAAGGUUUGCGUUUUAAUCGUGAUUGAGUCAAAGAUUUUCCGAGGGCGUCUCAGUGCUUCCACUUUCAUGGAAAUUUCCAUAUUUUUUGGCUCCGGAUAUAUAAUAUGGAGCUCAUUGGUGGUAUAUGCCUUUAAAAGAUUGGGGCCGAGUUGUUUUCAUGGUGGGAUUGUUUAAUAUAAAUGGAAUCCUUGUUAUUAUUUACAUUCUGCGUUAUUGAAUAUGAAGAAUUCUCUGUUUAGAAUUACGAAGGUGAUCUGACUGAUCUGGGUUUAACAUUCUCAUUUGAUGAAGAUUUUUUAGGAAAAGUAAGUGCUAUCUGUGGUUUUAUAUAAAACUAUGUUGUCUAAACCAUUAUAUUAGAGAGAUUAAACAAUUAGAUCAUUCGCUCUCGGUGCGAUGUACCUCGUCAGCUAUUAGCUCAUACAAUCUGAGCUCAUGGUAUAAUUGGUAAAUAUUCUAUAUGAUACGGGCAUCUUCCUCGAUAGAACAGGAUUUUGAAGGGUAUAGUUUUUCCCGAAAUUUACAUCUAUAUAAAGAGUGCAAUGUACCGUUACUGAUUGACUUGUAAUGUUUUGAUCCAGGUUAUAACGCAUGAUCUGAAGCCUGGUGGAAGCUGUGUCGACGUCACAGAUGAAAAUAAGUAAGUGAUUACUUUUUUACAAUUAUGCCACCAUGAUAUCAGCUCGUAUACGACGAGAAUUAUAUGUGCACGGUUUCCCGUAAGAAUGAGUUUUCCAAAGUUUUGGAUUGGGUAAACAACUUUAUUGUUUGUAGGAUAAGCUAUAUUCAUCUCAUGGCUCACUAUAAGAUGUGUGUGCAGUUACGAGAUCAGAGCAGAGCGUUCUUUCAUGGCUUUCGAGAGUUUAUUCAGCAUGAUUGGCUUGGAAUAUUUUCUGGUCCUGAAUUACAGAAACUGAUCUCUGGUGAUAGCACUUCACUGGAUGUCUCUGAUCUACGGUAUGUUGAAUUUUUUUCAAUUUCUAUUGUUGGGAAUAUUUCAGCUUGUUUUAUGACGAUAUUCGCACCCAAUAAGUAUACCCCGCGAGUUUUCUCCGGGUUUGCUCACACAUGUUGGCAGAGCUGGUUGGGAUAAGCCUCAUACUCUCCCUUCCACCGUGGCUGUGCCAUUGAACUAUAAAUAAACUGGAAGGCUAACUCAGGGGGGGGGGGGAAUUGAAGCCAGUGCAUUUUAGUUUUUCUGAGUUAUGAGCAGAAAUACUCAACACUGAACGUUGGGCUAUAUAUCAAAUUGAAGCUAUUGAAAAACGCUAUUUGGUGUAGAAAUUUCAAGACUUUAGCUAAAAGGGAAAUAUUGAAAAACUACAAACAUAAUUAUCGAUAAUUUGCCGUUUUGCAGUUGUUUUUGUAUUUUUUAAAUAUUUUUCUUUUCGCUGAAGUCUUGAAAUUUCCACACCGAAUAGCAAUUUUCAAUAGCUUCAUUUUGAUAUAUAGCCGAACGUUUGGGGUCAAGUAUUUCUGCUCAUAACUCAGAAAAACUAUUUUGGCUUCGUCAAAUCAUAGGCCUUCAUCAUAGCAGUUAGCCUUCCAGUUUAUUUAUAUAGUUCAAUGGGCUGUGCUCCAUGAUCAGACAUAGUCAUAUUAUCAAAAUCUAUCAAGCGGUAAAUUGGUACCUUGAGAGUUGCACACGCAUGCAGUGUUGACUCUGAAUGUAAAUUGCGUAGAUUUUUAACUUUCUAUUAAAAGUAUGUUGACACACAAAAUAAAUAGAGGAUAUUACACGGCGGCGCGAAGAUAUGACUUUUAUCUUCGAGUGGUGAAAACAAUAUUUUACGAACGAGCACAGCGAGUAAAAUAUUGUUUUUAACAUGAGAAGAUAAAAGUCAUAUCUUCAAGCCACCGUGUAAUGUUCUGUUUAUUAUAUAAUCCCAAGCUGAAAAUUGUCAAAUUUCACGUUCAAAAGCAAAUUGAAAAAAGUCACGUGAUCGAUAUCUUCACUAGUGAAGAUAUGGAAAAUAUCUCAGUGUGUAUUUUUCAGUAUCUCACUCUCUACUAUAUAAUAAGUAGCAUUAUGUUUGCAUCAACAGUUUUAAAGCAAACACAGCGAAACAAAGCAUGUGGAACAGAAAUUUGUGGGAAAGAAUUUUAAAGUUUCUUUCCAAAAACACGAUAACAAUUCAUGUGUAAUAAUCCAUGUUUGACCGCAAUAAUUAUGUUUCUACAGAGCCAACACGACAUACUAUGGUGGAUAUCACAACAAACAUCGGGUUAUUAAUUGGCUCUGGGAGAUCGUAGAGAAAGACUUUAAUGAAUCUGAGAAAUCUGCAUUUUUAAAGGUAAUAGUUCUAUAUUAAACAAUUGUAGUUCACACACAUAAAAAUAAGCAGUGUUUUGGAAAUCUGUGUGUGUUACUGAAAUAUAACAGGAUAUAGGUCCCUUGAUGGAGUUUUAAGUUGUUGUGAGUUUCAUCGUUUGUGUUAUAUUAGUUUGUUUUGAUUGUUAAAAUUAUCAGUGUAAUUGUUAAGUUUAGUUGUUUGUUUGUUCAUAGUUUGUCACGAGUUGUUCAAAGCCUCCAUUGCUUGGUUUCGCUCAUCUUCGUCCGGAAUUUUCAAUCCGCUGUGUCGAGACAACUGAUGACGAGGUAAGAUCGGUUACAGUGCUGUUAAAACCAACUGAGCUACAGAGGCCUGUUAUCGAACUCUAUAUACAGCUAUACGUAUAUAUAUAGUUGGAUUUUGUGUUAUAAAGUAUUCUCUUUGUAUUUAAAUAACAUGAGAAAACAGUGAAAACACAAAAAGCAGAAUGAAAUAUUUGAGAUACUGAGUUAUUUCAAGGCUUUAGAAUUAUUUUAUAACCUUCUAUUUAAGGACGAAGGUGAUUCGGUGGGCAGUGUCGUUCGGGGGUUUUUCAAUAUUGGCCGUCGGAAAGUCUCCGCUAGCAGGCUACCUACAUCUUCGACAUGUUUUAAUCUUCUGAAACUUCCAAAUUACGCCAGGAAAGAAAUUUUAAGAGAAAAACUACGAUAUGCUAUUCAGUCACAUUCUGGCUUCGAGUUAUCUUAACCUGUCCUGUAUAUGUAAAUAAAUUUUGACAUAAAUGUGAAUAUCAGUCCCAGGCACUUGUUGGAACAACUUAAUUGUUGCAAGUCAACUUGUUCCAGACUUGAAAAGGGGGCAAAAAAGUAACGACAUAGCCUUAACUUUUCGUCCCUUUUUAGUCACUUUUUCAUUCUUGAGAAAGGGGCAAAAAAUGGCAAAAAGUAAGACUGUGAGCCUUAACCUUUGGUCCAAAAAGUAAGGUCGUGAGCCUUAACCUUUGGUCCAAUUUUAGCCAUUUUUUCUAUUAUUGAGAAAGGAGCAAAAUUUGGCAAAAUAAUAAUUAUAAUAAUAAUAAUAGUAGGGUAUAUUUAAAAUACAUUCGCAAUAAUACAAGUAAUAGUGAAUUACAGUAUUUUUACAAGCAUGAAAUUAUGAAUACUGUUACCAGUUACUUCUUAAAACUAGGAAAUAAAGUUAAAUAAAAAGAUGGUAAUUUAGAUCAUAAACCUAAUUGACAACGGUCAUGACUUGUUCAUGGUACGUGAGCACAUAGCUGGAAAGAAACUGUUCUUAAAUCUGUCCGUCCUACAUUUAAAUAGGCUAAAAUAACUAGAGUGGCGCAGUUCUCUGCCAUGCGACUCAACCCGUAAAACAUCAUCGCGGUUAAGGCGCGAUGAUGGUAUUGCUAUUUUAUCCAACACCUUCUUACAGAGGGUAUCACGACGGUCAGAUAGACGGGGAACAGAGGAGGUAGCAAGCACAGCUGACUAGGACAUGUUUGGAUAUAAAAUCUGUAGAGCACGGCGUUGAACCCUCUCGAUUUUAUCAGAAAGGUAGGAGGGGAUAGAUGUACUCCAGGCUGCACAGUAGUAUUCUAGAUCACAGUUUCCUCAUGACAUUUACCAAUAGCGUUUAAUGCUGUUACGUGCACGUUGGUUAUCGUAUUGUCUAGGCUCUAGCUCACAUAUUAAACCGGUCUUUGAAGCUUCUCCGUUUC